UUUUUUUCUUGUUCAGGGUUUGGGCUACCUAAUUUUCAACAAGUGUGUUUCAAGUUCCAAUGUUAAUGAUUUUUCUAUAAAGAUAUAUACACAUAAAAAAGAAUCUAUAUAUAUUUUUGUGCAAAAUCCAAGAUUAACUUGUUAUUACCUUAAUAGUGUUUGAAACACAGAUUCUUAUGCUACACCCAUCUCAACUUUUUGCUCUUUUUAGUCUUUACCCAGGGAUUCCAUGCCAGGCUUUGAAAGGCUGUAAAGCUCUCUCAGAUAUAGUCUAUACAUACAUCUUUUCAUGAAAUAAACAGGUUGAAGUAAACUAUCUCCAAAUUUGGGUUGUUUUGGAUUCUCUUUCAUUAUUUUAGUUAGUGUAGGAGUGAUUUUGGUUAAUGGACUUUAGAGAAAAAUAGGGAAACAAAUAGGAAAAAGGCCCAAAAAGUGAAGAGUCAAAUUAUUCAAAGAAAAAAAGUACUCUAUUUGAAAGUGAAAAAAAAAAGGAAAUAAUGGACUGGAAUAUGAAGAUACCAUCUUGGGAUUUCACAGAAUUUGAACAAGGAACAAUUCCCAAUAUCGAUACGAAUAAUGGGUCAAGUAGUAGUUGUUAUGGAGGGCAGGGGAUUAAAGGGAACUUUUCUGUUGAUUUAAAGCUUGGUCAAGUUAUUGAUUCUGGAAAUGAAUUUAAGGAUAGUUUGAAAACCACUUCAAAAAUGGCAUUAUCGCCUUCGGGCUCAUCAAAAAGGGCACGACCGAUAAACAACAUGCUUCAGGCUGCUAGUUGCCUUGUGGACGGCUGUACCGCGGACCUUAGUAACUCCAAAGAGUAUCAUAGGCGCCAUAAGGUUUGUGAGGUUCAUUCCAAGACUCCAGAGGUUUCCAUUAAUGGCCAAAAGCAACGGUUCUGCCAGCAAUGUAGCCGGUUUCAUUCGCUAGAGGAAUUCGAUGAGGGAAAACGAAGCUGCAGAAAACGUCUUGAUGGGCAUAAUCGUAGGAGAAGGAAGCCUCAACCAGAUGCUUUACGUGGUGCAAGUCUUUUCUCCAGUCACCAAGGUACCACAAUGUUACAAUUCUCAAGUCCGCAUGUGUAUCAAACCACAACUCUCACAAAUCCUAUGUGGACGAGCGUAGUUAAGCCAGAGGAAGAACCCACAUACUCAACCCGUCAAUUGAACCUGGCUCACAAACAAAAUCCAAACCCCUUUCCCGAACCAUCUUCUUCUACGAAAAGAGUAACCGGAAAGCAACAAUUCAGCUUGUUUCAAAACAACAAUGGGCCGGGUACGCACCUUAAACUAAACCACCGGGCAUCACCUCCAAAAGUCUGUCAACAACCACAACAACUUCUUUCCUUUGAGGCUAAUAGCAGCUAUGACAAGAUUUACUGUGAUGGUUAUCCACCACCGGCGGCUCGUGUGCAGCCGGUGGCGCAGUCAGACUGUGCUCUCUCUCUUCUGUCAUCAUCACCGUCACAGACAUCGUGUACAACCCUGAACCACGUGAUGCAUCCAUCUAGCUCAUAUACUGCCACACCAAACCCGUUAGAUCCAGGGACGGGUUAUGGUGGUCUGGAGUCAAUUAUGGAUCCUAAUAGGAAUGAGAUGAUACAGAUGGGACUUCAUCAACAACGUCAUCAUCAUCAUGCAUCUUCUGAUAACGGAGUUCCUCAAACACUUCCGUUCUACUGGGAAUAAGUAUUUAUAUUCUAAGUGGCCAUAAAUUCCCACUUGUUUGUAAUCUGAGUUUGAUUGGAUUCAAUUUAGAUUAGUGUUUUCAUUAGUUCUCAUGUGUUUAAUUAAGUUCUUUGCUAUGCUAGAAAUUCAACAUUUUUUUUUCUUGAA
Molecule: messenger RNA, 1829 nt
Organism: Erigeron canadensis
Lineage: Eukaryota; Viridiplantae; Streptophyta; Magnoliopsida; Asterales; Asteraceae
Product: squamosa promoter-binding-like protein 13A
Exons: 4
Coding region: 498-1682 (394 amino acids)
Cellular component (GO): nucleus
Molecular function (GO): DNA binding
Source: RefSeq, a predicted model, not a curated record